AUGUUGUCAAGGAAGAUUUUCCACCACGAGCUCAACGUGAGCAACCUCGUGAACAAUCCCAGUGUCUAUUUCUCGGGCAAUCCUUUCAAACCCAAGCCCGACCCGUUUCAAUUCUCCGAAUUAAACUCCAGGUACUUUCAAACAUGGCAGGAUGCCAACGGCGGAAAGCAGCUCAACCCCCGCCAGAUGUCUAAUAUUCUCAUGAGCGAUACGGCAGCAGCGUAUAAUCACUGGAACAUGACUUUUUAUGUGGCUGGUGCGUAUCUGUACAGCGCUGGGCCAGCGGUCGCCCAGCUCUAUGACAGCAAGAGCGGCAAGAAUGGCCAUAUCUAUAUACGGGGAAUGCUUCUGGACAUGGGUUACAACGCAAAAGAGCUGCUUACAAACGGCCUCUGGCUGCCUAUAUAUUGGUCAAGCGUCCAUCCUAAUGUCUACAUGCUGGAGAAAGAUUCUCCCUUGGCGCAGAAGCUGGGCCAAGACAACCUGUCGGCGCAGGACCGGCUCUCCAUCACGUUAAGGGAAAAGGUGGCCUUUGAGCAAGGCCACGACGCGGUCGUGAACAAGAUCCUUACGGACAAAAAGAUCCCCUUGAGCAGACUCUCCGUUUACAUCAAUGGCCACAUGGUAGACCUUUCCCAGAUAGAAACCAGUCAGCGUCCAGAUGGCAGGAUUCGAGCCAAGGUUCAGGCUGUUACAUGGCUGGGAAAACACGGCCUGAGCGGACAGGCAACCCACAGUCUUGAAUGGCACCCAGCCCACCCUGAAAAGGUCGCGUACAUGGUUUAUGGGACGGGGGAGGGACACUGCGCGGCUGAUAAAUCCAAUGGUCCAAUUAGUUACGUUCUGUGGGAAUGCUGCGGCGACACCUUGAUAGAGAUGGUCAAGUCCAUGACAGAACAGAGCGCGUUCGGCUCGGAGGCGCGGGACAAAGGGUAUACAGGUCUUCUCUGGAGAAAGUUCCAGAAGUCCCCCGAGGCUGGAUUCCGCCAUUUCAUCACUAUGGCAGGCUUCAAUGCCUCCACGCCUGCCGCCCUUGCCAUGGCACGGCGCACCAUUCACAUUCCAUACAACCUGGGUGCGCUCGUUCCGUUUAGCGACGAGGGAUACAAUGGCGACCUGCCACAUGAAAGAGGAAACUGA
This is a messenger RNA of Penicilliopsis zonata CBS 506.65, 1140 nucleotides long. RefSeq lists its product as hypothetical. The coding region runs from base 1 to 1140 and encodes 379 amino acids. The transcript has 2 exons. The record is from RefSeq and is a predicted model, not a curated record. Lineage: Eukaryota; Fungi; Ascomycota; Eurotiomycetes; Eurotiales; Aspergillaceae.